Messenger RNA from Maudiozyma barnettii, 2142 nucleotides. RefSeq names its product glutamine-dependent NAD(+) synthetase (gene QNS1). The record is from RefSeq and is a predicted model, not a curated record. The transcript has a single exon. The coding region runs from base 1 to 2142 and encodes 713 amino acids. NCBI's taxonomy places the organism in Eukaryota, Fungi, Ascomycota, Saccharomycetes, Saccharomycetales, Saccharomycetaceae. Gene Ontology annotation, biological process: NAD+ biosynthetic process. Gene Ontology annotation, molecular function: glutaminase activity; ATP binding; NAD+ synthase (glutamine-hydrolyzing) activity. Gene Ontology annotation, cellular component: cytoplasm.
AUGUCACAAUUAAUUACGUUAGCUACCUGUAAUUUAAAUCAAUGGGCCCUCGACUUUGAAGGUAACAGGGAUCGUAUUCUAGAGUCUAUUAGCAUUGCAAAGGAAAAAGGUGCCCGCCUAAGAGUUGGUCCUGAAUUAGAAAUAACAGGUUAUGGUUGCCUGGAUCACUUUUUAGAGAAUGAUGUUUGCCUACAUUCAUGGGAAAUGUAUGGUCAAAUUAUCAAGCGUCCUGAAACCCACGGUAUUAUUUUGGAUAUCGGUAUGCCAAUUAUGCAUAAUAAUGUCAGGUACAAUUGUAGAUUACUAUCCUUAGACGGUAAAAUCCUUUUCAUCAGACCCAAGAUUUGGCUUGCAAACGAUGGUAACUAUCGUGAAAUGCGUUUUUUCACGCCAUGGAUGAAACCUGGUACCGUUGAAGAGUUUACUCUACCAAUUGCUAUCCAAAAAAUCACUGGACAAAGAAAUGUAGAAUUUGGUGAUGCUGUUAUUAAAACAUUUGAUACUUGUAUAGGUGCUGAAACAUGUGAAGAAAUUUUCACCCCUCAGUCUCCUCACAUUGCGAUGUCACUCGACGGUGUUGAAAUCAUCACUAACUCCUCUGGUUCUCAUCAUGAACUACGUAAAUUAAACAAAAGAAUGGAUUUAAUUUUGAACGCUACAAGUCGUUGUGGUGGUGUUUAUCUAUAUUCUAAUCAACGUGGUUGUGAUGGUGAUAGAUUAUACUAUGAUGGUUGUGCUUUAAUUGCUGUGAAUGGUAAAGUUGUUGCUCAAGGUUCUCAAUUUUCUUUAAAGGAUGUUGAGGUUGUCACUGCAACAGUUGAUUUGGAAGAUGUCAGAAGUUACAGGGCCAGUGUUAUGUCUCGUGGUCUCCAAGCAUCUCUUCGUGAAAUUAAGUAUCCUAGAAUUGAUGUUCCUGUUGAAUUGGCUGAGGUAAGCGACAGAUUUAAUCCAAAUAUAACGCCAACCAAAAAGAGAGAUGUACAUUAUCACACACCAGAAGAAGAAAUUGCUUUAGGCCCUGCAUGCUGGCUAUGGGAUUACAUCAGACGUUGUAACGGUACAGGUUAUUUCCUGCCUUUAUCUGGUGGUAUUGAUUCUUGCGCCACUGCUAUGAUCGUCCACUCCAUGUGCAGAUUAGUUGUUAAGGAAAUUAGUGAAGGUAAUGAGCAAGUCCUAAAGGAUGCACGUAGGAUUACCCGUAACUCUGAUGACUGGGUGCCAAAGGAACCUCAAGAAAUGGCUAACACAAUAUUUCAUACCUGUUUUAUGGGAACUGAAAACUCUUCAGAUGAAACUAGAAAGAGAAGUAAAGAAUUAUCCAAAGUGAUAGGCUCUUAUCACGUUGAUUUCAAUAUGGACAAUGUUGUGACAAGCGUUGUUUCGUUGUUUGAAGUAGCUACUGGUAAGAAACCAAUCUUUAAGAUAUUUGGUGGAUCCCAAAUUGAGAAUCUUGCUCUACAAAACAUCCAAGCUCGUCUAAGAAUGGUUUUAGCUUACCUAUUUGCCCAACUUUUACCAUGGGUCCGUGGUAUUAAGAAUUCUGGUGGUUUAUUAGUUUUAGGAAGUGCCAACGUUGAUGAAUGUCUAAGAGGUUAUUUAACUAAAUAUGAUUGUUCUUCUGCAGAUAUUAAUCCAAUAGGGGGUAUAUCAAAAACUGAUUUGAAAAGGUUUAUUGCAUAUGCUACCAAAGAAUACAACAUGCCAAUUUUGGAUGAAUUCCUUCAUGCAACCCCUACUGCUGAAUUGGAACCUAUCACAGAAAAUUAUGUACAAUCAGAUGAGAUAGAUAUGGGUAUGACAUACGAGGAAUUAAGUAUAUUUGGUUAUUUGAGAAAAGUUGAAAAAUGUGGCCCAUAUUCUAUGUUUUUGAAACUUCUACACGAGUGGAGCCCAAAAUUGACACCUUCACAAGUUGCUGAGAAGGUAAAAAGAUUUUUCUUCUUUUACGCCAUUAAUAGACAUAAACAAACUGUCAUCACCCCAAGCUACCAUGCAGAAAAUUAUUCUCCAGAUGAUAACAGAUUUGAUUUACGUCCUUUCUUAAUUAACCCAAGAUUUGCAUGGGCAAGUAAGAAGAUUGAUGCGGUUGUUGCAGAAUGUGAAAACAAGACACAUAAUCUGGACGUUUUAUCGGUCGAUUAA